Molecule: messenger RNA, 831 nt
Organism: Spodoptera littoralis (African cotton leafworm)
Lineage: Eukaryota; Metazoa; Arthropoda; Insecta; Lepidoptera; Noctuidae
Source: the annotation of a GenBank genome assembly
AUGGCAGAACGAGAACCAAUCAGCGGUUCAAGCCGGGACUAUGGGGCGACGGCAGCAGUCCCCAACGUCAGCUUUGCAGACUUCAGUCCCACAGAGCUAUACAACCUGAGCGAGGGUAUAGCGGACAAUGUGAACAGCAUCAACAGUGGGCUUAAGUCGCUGGAGAAGAUGAUGAAACAGAUUGGUGGACCCAACGAUAGUGUGCAGUUGAGGGAUAAAAUCCAUGAUACACAACAGACUGUAAAUGGAUCAGUGUCGGCGACCGCGCGCGACAUUCAGCGGCUAGGCGUAGUCGUCAGAAGGGGAGACAAGCCACAGAAACUUCAAGUUGAAAGGCUCACACAGGCCUUCACUGAGGCUCUUGCGAAGUACUCUUCUGUGCAGAAGCAAGUAUCUGAAAAGAUGGCAGCACAUAUGCCGAGACCGCCGCGCGUGCGCAACGACCCACAAGCGAUGGAAGACCAAGCGAUUGCUGAUGAUGAAGAGGCCACGCUCAUUGCUAACCAACAGGCACAGGCUCGUCUAGUCCAGUUCGAGACGAGCAUGUUGCUUGAGAAAGAGGCGUAUAUCAACAAGAUAGAAGCCGAUGUACUCGACGUGAAUCAAAUCAUACAGGAACUCGCUGAUAUGGUUAACCAGCAAGCACAGUCUGUCGAUAACGUAGAAAGUAACAUAGAAUCAGCCGGUGCGAACGUGGAAGCCGGCGUCGACGAACUAGCAAAGGCAGCAGAAUAUCAACGCAGAUACAGAAGAAAAAUGAUGAUACUUAUCAUCAUCGGCGUCAUCGUUGCAAUCAUAUUAAUCGUAUGGGUCAUCAAAGCGUUCAGAUAG